AUGCCAUGUGUGCUGCACAAUGCCACCCUUUAUCGCAUGAAACAGCAUAUUGACCUGCCACAAGAACCUCCCAUACAUUCCCCCCAAACCAAACACACCACCACCAUGCCACAAAUCGACACCCUCCGUCGCUGUGCCUUCAAAGCCCCCCAAAACGACAAAUACCAGUGCCAGAAAGCCGGUGACAAGUACCAGCUCCACGUCGACCGGUGGUACUGCAAAUUCCACGACCGCCACGUACAAGACAGGUGCCAGGUCCUGAUUGAGUGGGCAGGAAAGGGCGCCCAAUGCGAGCAGCUGGGUGUUUGGAACGAAGAGCAGGGUAAGAAGUUGUGUGAUUGGCACGGCGCGCAGAGUAGAAAAGUCUUGAUGGAGGAGGAGGAGGUUGGGACGAUGAAGGAGCAUGUUGAGGUGAUUGAUACAGACACGGAGGAUUGUUUGGGACAGGCGGAGUCAGUGCUCUUGUCGUUGUCACCGCCUACGCUUGUACAAUCAGGUUGCGAACCGCAUGUUGAGGACGCAUUCAUGAGCCUUGAGUUGGGAGAGCAGCCAUCUGCGCCAACUGUAGCCAAAGAGAAUCUAGUCGACACCGACCCUGAUCCAACGGCGUUGGAAAGCAAAGGAUCUCAGAUCACCACAAACAAAGACGAUAGAAACCCACCCACUGAGCCUUCUUCCAACAAUGACAACACCGUCGACACACACCAUACCUCGACUCCCACACCUCCACUCCACCGUCCCAAUCUCGCACCCACAUCCGCAACCCCAACCCCAACCCACAAUCCCAACACCCCCCCCUACGCAGCCUACAUCCACGUAAUCCACUCCCUAACAACAACCACCCCGCCCCGCCGCUUACACACGCGCACCGACUCGCUCGACCCUCUGCAGAGCCUCGAGCCAGCGACACCGACGCGCGCGCCCGCGUUGUACGUGCAGUGCUGCGUGUGUCUGGAGAAGCACAGCGAGGAGGUUAUGCGGCGGGUAGCGGCGUGUCAGCAUCAGUACCGGGAGCUGUGUUUGCGGAAGGUGAGGAGUGGUGCUGGGGGGAGACGGUAUAAUUGCAGGGGGUGUGGGGAGUGGAUGGAUCGUGUACGGAGGAGCCCUCAACCGCACGAGUGA
Molecule: messenger RNA, 1122 nt
Organism: Ascochyta rabiei
Lineage: Eukaryota; Fungi; Ascomycota; Dothideomycetes; Pleosporales; Didymellaceae
Exons: 1
Coding region: 1-1122 (373 amino acids)
Source: RefSeq, a predicted model, not a curated record